AUGGCACGAGAUCGUGAAGACGGGGAAGGGAGGUCCGGGAGGACACGACAACCUGUGAUAAUGGGCGUCACCCCGUUCCACCGAUCCAUCCUCGAAGUCCGGUUGCCGAAACACUUCGACAAACCAACGGACAUGAGGUACGAUGGAACUCAAGACCCUCUAGAACACCUCACGGCCUUCGAGGCGAGGAUGAACCUAGAGGGAGUAGGGGACGAGGUGAGGUGCCGUGCUUUUCCGGUAACCCUAGCGAGACCCGCGAUCAGGUGGUUUAACGGCCUCCCGCAGGGAUCCAUCUACAGUUUCUCGGACAUCAGUCGUGCGUUCCUGGCCCAGUUUACAACACGAAUAGCAAAGGCAAAGCACCCGAUCAACCUUCUGGGGAUAACCCAGAGACAGGGAGAGCCGACCAGGAAGUACCUGGAUCGGUUCAACGACGAAUGCUUGGAAAUCGACGGCCUAACCGAUUUGGUGGCCAGCCUUUGCCUGACGAACGGUCUCCUCAACGAAAACUUUCGAAAACACCUUACCACAAAGCCAGUUUGGACGAUGCACGAGAUCCAGACAGUAGCCAAAGAGUACAUAAACGACGAGGAAGUCAGCCGAGUCGUGGCUGCCAAUAAGCGGCAGUCCGGCUACAGCCAAACUCGGCAACAGGGUAACGGAGAAAGAGUAAAGGAACAAACCAGGGAAGAGGCACCAAGCAAGGCACCCAGGCCGUUCCCCCGGGUCAGGAAAUUCGCCAACUACACCCCGCUCACUCUCCCCAUCGUGGAAGUCUAUCAACAAAUAGCCGAGAAGGGGAUCCUGCCGAAGCCCCGACCACUCAAGGACCGUACGGGAGGAAACAAGAACUUCUAUUGUGACUACUACAAGGGUUACGGUCACCAAACGCAGGACUGCUUUGACCUGAAGGAUGCACUCGAACAAGCGAUAAGGGAAGGCAAGCUAGCAGCAUUCUCUCAUCUUAUCAGAGAACCGAGGAGAUGCUAUCGCGACCAAGACGAAGAAGGCAAAACCCGUUCGGCAAAGCGGCAACAAGAGCCAGAAGAUAAAGACCACGGUCUCACUGUGAUAAACGUGGUGACAGCCAAAAACGCUGCGCCAAAAUCUCGAUCGGCGCAUAGGAAAGAUGCUAAGGUCUUGGCGGUCUCCUCCUCGUUGGUGCGAAACUCUAAGAAGCCUCCAUCCAUUUCUUUCGGCCCGGAAGACCAAUGGUUUGACGACGCCCCGGAAAACCCUCCCAUGGUCAUUACGGCCAGAGUAGGAACCGGCCUCGUCAAACGCAUCCUUGUCGACACAGGGGCUGAUUCAAACAUCAUGUUCCACAACGUAUUUGACGCACUAGGGCUAAAGGACGCCGACCUGACGACUCACCAGCACGGGGUCAUUGGAUUGGGCGACCACUUCAUCAAACCUGACGGAGUAAUAUCCCUACCGAUCUCGGUAGGACAAGCUCAAGGUCGAAGGUCGGCGAUGGCCGAGUUCGUGAUCCUCCGAGAUUCCACUGCCUAUAAUAUCAUCUUGGGAAGGAAGACGAUAAACGAUGUUGAAGCGAUAAUCAACACGAAGCUGCUAGUCAUGAAGUUCGUUACCGAUGACGGAUCUAUAGGGUCCAUAAGAGGGGAUCUCGAGACGGUAGUCGCCUGCGACAACGCCAGCCUCUCCCUAAGAAAGAAAUCCAAAGAGGCGUCCGGUGUGUUCCUAGCUGACCUGAACGCCAGAGUAGACGACAAACCUAGACCGGAACCAGAAGGGGAUCUGGAAAAAUUCAUGAUCGGCGACAUGGAGGAGAAGUUCACGUUCAUCAACAAGAACCUUCCAUGUGAGUUAAAGGAGCCCUUGGUCGAAAUGAUAAGGGCCAAUAGGGAUUUGUUUGCCUGGACACCUGCCGACAUGCCAGGCAUAGACCCAAAAAUCAUGUCACACCAUCUGGCUGUCAGGUCGGAAGCACGCCCGAUAGCGCAACGGAGGAGAAAGAUGUCGACAGAGAGGGCGGAGAAGGUGGCCAGGCAGACGGCCAGCCUCCUAGAAGCAGGUUUCAUACGAGAAGUGGACUACUCGACGUGGCUCUCGAAUGUAGUUCUAGUGAAAAAGCACAACGGCAAGUGGAGAAUGUGUGUAGACUACUCUGACCUUAACAAGGCAUGCCCUAAGGAUUGUUUCCCUCUCCCUAACAUAGACGCACUCGUCGACGCUGCGGCGGGCUACCGUUACCUAAGCUUCAUGGACGCUUACUCCGGUUAUAACCAGAUACUGAUGCACCGUCCAGAUGAAGACAAAACAGCGUUCAUAACGCCAGGGGGAACCUUCUGCUACAAGGUGAUGCCAUUCGGCCUGAAAAACGCAGGGGCAACAUACCAAAGGUUGAUGAACAAAAUAUUCCACGAUCUAAUAGGCAAGACAGUGGAAGUCUAUGUCGACGACAUCCUCGCGAAAACAACGCGACCCGACGACCUCCUAAAGGAUCUGGACAAUGUAUUCGCGUCUCUCCGGCAACACGGCAUGAAGCUGAAUCCCCUCAAAUGUGCCUUCGCCAUGGAAGCUGGCAAGUUCCUAGGAUUCAUGAUAACUCAAAGAGGGGUAGAAGCCAACCCGGAGAAGUGCCAGGCGAUACUCCAGAUGAAGAGCCCGGGUUGUAUCAAGGACGUCCAAAGGUUGGCGGGGCGGCUGACUUCAUUAUCCCGGUUUCUCGGGGCAUCGGCAACAAAGGCCCUGCCAUUCUUUAACCUCAUGAAGAAAGGGAUGGCGUUCGAGUGGACACCCGCAUGUGAGGAAGCCUUUCAGCACUUCAAGGAAAUCCUGGCGGCACCACCUGUGCUCGGGAAGCCAAAGGACGGGGAGCCGCUAUACCUGUACCUCGCCAUAACAGGAGAAGCCCUGGCUGCAAUUCUGGUGCGGGAAGAAGGGAAGGCUCAACAACCAAUCUAUUUCAUAAGCAGAGCCUUGCAAGGGGCAGAAUUAAGGUACAGCAAACUGGAAAAGCUAGCUCUAGCACUCUUGACCUCCUCACGGAGGUUAAAGCAAUACUUCCAAAGUCACCAGGUUGUCAUAAGAACGGACCAGGGAAUCCGGCAAAAACGAGCACACGGUGGAAGCUCCACGUGGACGGAGCCUCCAACCAGACGUUUGGGGGGUGCCGGGAUCAUCCUGGAAAGCCCGGUUGGAGUCGUAUACGAACAGUCGGUCAGGUUUGAAUUUCCCGUCUCGAACAACCAGGCAGAAUACGAAGCCCUUAUAGGGGGUCUAACCCUAGCAGCGGAAGUCGGAGCAACAAGACUGGAAAUAUGCAGCGAUUCUCAAGUCGUCACCUCCCAGGUAAACGGGAGCUACCAAGCCAAAGACUCGUUAUUACAAAAGUACUUGGAAAAAGUCAAAAACUUAAGCAAAAAAUUUGAGGAGGUCACGGUCCACCACGUACCUAGAGAAAGGAACACACGGGCAGACCUCCUAUCAAAGUUGGCCAGUACUAAACCGGGAGAAGGCAACCGGUCUCUCAUCCAAGGUAUGACAAGAGAACCAGCGGUCACUUUGCACGUGUCAAGGCUGGGCUCUUCAUGGCUAGACCCCAUCACCAGCUUCCUAGAACAUGGCAAACUCCCUGACGACGAAAAGGACGCGGCGAAACUGAGAAGGGAAGCAGCCAAAUACGCCGUCAUCCAAGGACAGCUAUUCAGGAAAGGGCUCAACCAGGCCCUGCUGAAGUGCUUACACCCCGACCAAACGGACUACGUACUCAGGGAAGUCCAUGAAGGCUGCUGCGGACACCACAUAGGAGGCAAGGCCCUAGCAAGAAAAUUAAUUCGAGCCGGAUACUACUGGCCGUCAAUGAUGGCAGACUCCAAGGAGUUCGUCAAAAAAUGUGUGAAGUGUCAAGAGAACGCCAAUUUCCACAGGGCACCGGCCUCCGAGUUAAGCCUGCUAACGUCCUCCCGGCCAUUCUCUCAAUGGGGAGUCGACCUCUUGGGACCCUUCCCAGUCGGUCCUGGGCAAGUCAAGUACCUCAUAGUCGCCAUUGACUACUACACCAAAUGGAUAGAAGCCGAACCACUAGCUAGCAUAUCCUCAUCCAAUUGCAAGAAAUUCAUGUGGAGGCAGGUGAUAACGCGAUUUGGGAUUCCAGAAGUCGUCAUCUCGGACAACGGCACGCAGUUUAUCGACAAGAAGUUCACGGAAUUCCUCAACGGCCUGGGUAUUAGACAAAGGUUCUCUUCGGUAGAACACCCCCAGACAAACGGACAGGUGGAGUCUGCCAACAAGAUUAUCCUUUCAGGGCUGAAGAAGCGAUUGGAUAAUAAAAAGGGUGCUUGGGCCAACGAACUAGCCUCGGUCCUCUGGUCUUACCGAACCACCGAACAAUCCUCCACUAAGGAGACUCCCUUCCGGCUAACGUAUGGGUUGGAUGCGGUAAUACUCGUAGAGAUCGGGGAACCGAGCCCCCGGCUACUUUUGAAAGGAGUAGAGGAAGCCGUGAAAAAGGACCUGAUAGAUGAAACCAGAGAAAUGGCCCAUUUGACAGAGACAGCGCUAAAACAAAGGAUGCUUGCGCUACAACACCAAAGUGCUCAAAAGGGAAUUCGAACCGAACGAUCUCGUCCUAAGGCGAAACGACAUCGGCCCACCGACCCCUGGAGCAGGCAAGCUAGCGGCGAACUGGGAAGGCCCCUAAAGAAUAAAAAAAGUGAUGGGUAA
This is a messenger RNA of Arachis duranensis, 4689 nucleotides long. RefSeq lists its product as uncharacterized. The record is from RefSeq and is a predicted model, not a curated record. The transcript is spliced from 2 exons. Gene Ontology annotation, molecular function: RNA-DNA hybrid ribonuclease activity; nucleic acid binding. Gene Ontology annotation, biological process: DNA integration. Bases 1 to 4689 code for a protein of 1562 amino acids. Lineage: Eukaryota; Viridiplantae; Streptophyta; Magnoliopsida; Fabales; Fabaceae.